Messenger RNA from Rotaria sordida, 888 nucleotides. NCBI's taxonomy places the organism in Eukaryota, Metazoa, Rotifera, Eurotatoria, Philodinida, Philodinidae. The record is from the annotation of a GenBank genome assembly.
AUGGGUAAUCAACAACAAACGGGUCGUAUUCGCAGCGAUACCUAUACACGCUACGAGCGAGAUGGCGAAGACGGUCGUUUUGUGACUCUUGAUAAUGAGUCAACGACCCACAGCAGUAUACCAUCAUAUGACGAACGAAUCUCAUCAAGACAAGAGUCAAGUUUACCAAUACGUAUACGUUAUCAACGUCAAAUGCAGCAACUUCAGGCACAACAAGCUAUAAAUACAGAAUUACAAAAUGAAAAAAAAACAAUACCAGUUGUUUUCAAAUAUCCAGCUUCACCAAAAGAUAAAGAAGCUUUAUUAUCAGGUUCGUUUACUAAUUGGAAAGAGACAGUAGCAAUGGUUAAAAGUGAUAAUGAUUUUGUUGCUAUUCUGGAAUUACCUGAAGGUAAACAUGAAUAUAAAUUUUGUAUUGAUGGUCGUUGGGAAUAUGAUUUAAAUGAGCCAUCAAUAGAAGAUGGUCAAAAUGGUCGUAAUAAUGUUGUUACUGUUAAAAAAAGUGAUUUCGAAGUUAUGGAAGCACUUACAUGGGAUUCUGUUUUAGCUAAUAAUCAAAACCCAAAUUUAAAUAAACAAACGUCGAAUGAUCCUCAAACGCCUUCUUCACCACCGGGUGUUUAUGAUCGUACUUGGCCACCAACAAAUCGUGAAGAAUUUUCACCAACAGAUAAACCACCAGUUUUACCGCCACAUCUUCUCAAUAUUAUUCUUAAUAAAGACACAUCUGAUCAUUAUGAACCUGCUCUAUUACCUGAACCAAAUCAUGUUAUGUUAAAACAUCUUUAUGCAUUAUCAAUUCGCGAUGGUGUUAUGGUAUUGAGUACAACAGCACGUUAUAAACAAAAAUUUGUUACAACAUGCUUUUAUAAACCGACAGGCAAAUAA